AAAAAAAAAACACCUUAAUUUGAGCCGUCUGUGGAGAGAGAGAGAGAGAGAGAGAGAGCGCAAGUCCACUGCUACAUCAAUGGCCGGAAAGUGGCUGGCGACGGUGCAGCAAACGAGCAGCGGGCGGCCGGUCUUCCUAGAGAACGAAAUUGAGUGCUCCCUAGUCUCCGCCGUUGACCUCGAAUGUGAUGAGCUCUCCGACUUCCCUUCUCUCAAGUCCGGCCUCCUAAUCCUCACCACCCACCGCCUCCUCUGGCUGCCUCCAGAUUCCUCCACCUCCUCCCCAUCAUCCGCCGUUUCCCUUCCUCUCUCCUCCGUAUCCCACAUCCACUCCUCCAAGAAGUCUCUCAAGUCCAUCUUCCACUCCCCCCGAGUCCGGUUCCAGGCCUCCCUCAACCCGGGUCCGAGAUCGGUGGCGAUCACCAUCGUCAUGAGGGGAAAGGGCGACUGCGACGCGUUUCUGGGGAAGUUCUGGGAGAACUGGCGGGCGAGGGCGUGGGAGAAGGAGAGCGAGAGCGAGAGUACCCGGUCGGGUAGGGGAGGGGAUUCCCAGUCUAAGUCUGGAUCGGCUAAUGUUUCUGGCGGGUUUUAUACGAGGGAAGGGGCGGUGAGGAUGGUGGGGGUGUCGGGGAUACUGAGGAAGGAGCAGGAGAUGUGGGAGAGUACGGACAAGAGCCUGCAGGAGGCGUUCCUGGAUUUGAAUGCUCUCAUGAGUAAGGCUAAAGAGAUGGUGAUGCUAGCAGAGAAAAUGAGGCAAAAACUUCUGAGUGGCUCAAAUUCUCAAACUGGCACCACAAAUGAUGAAGAGAUGGGUUCCAAAGAAGAGAUGCAAGAUUGGCUAUUGAGUGUUGGUAUAAUAUCCCCGGUUACGAAAGAGUCUGCUGGUGCGCUAUAUCAUCAACAGCUGUCCCGUCAGUUGGCAGAUUUUGUCCGAAUUCCACUUGAGAGAGCUGGAGGAAUGAUGAAUCUUAUAGAUGUCUAUUGUCACUUCAACCGUGCUCGAGGCACAGAGUUGAUCUCACCAGAGGAUUUGUUGCGGGCAUGUUCUCUCUGGGAGAAGUUUGAUGUCCCGGUGAUGCUUCGGAAAUUCGAUAGUGGGGUCAUGGUCAUCCAGAAUAAGUCCCACAGUGACGUGGAGGUUUUUGCAAGAAUCAAGGCCCUUGUGACAGAUCCGGAUGCCCUCCGAACUGGGAUAAGUCCAAGUGAUGCUGCAAUGACAUUAGGAAUUGCUCCUGGCAUGGCAAAGGAACAUCUUCUAACUGCUGAGAGCAAAGGUUUGCUAUGCAGAGACAUAAGUCCUGAUGGCUUUCGCUUUUAUAUCAACCUCUUCGCUGACAUCAAUACGGAUGAUGUUUACUUGAUCAAAGAUCAUAGUAUGUAUGCUACAUGGGUUAGGGUAGCCUCUGCUUCUAGUUAAUUUCAAAGUUCCAGUUAGGAACGAUAGGAUAGAACAAGGUUGUCGAACCAUGAACAGGGCAGAUAA
Juglans microcarpa x Juglans regia is the source of this 1483-nucleotide messenger RNA. RefSeq names its product vacuolar protein sorting-associated protein 36. Lineage: Eukaryota; Viridiplantae; Streptophyta; Magnoliopsida; Fagales; Juglandaceae. Gene Ontology annotation, cellular component: ESCRT II complex; late endosome membrane. Gene Ontology annotation, molecular function: phosphatidylinositol-3-phosphate binding; ubiquitin binding. Gene Ontology annotation, biological process: protein transport to vacuole involved in ubiquitin-dependent protein catabolic process via the multivesicular body sorting pathway. The record is from RefSeq and is a predicted model, not a curated record. The transcript has 9 exons. The coding region runs from base 80 to 1417 and encodes 445 amino acids.